GAUCCAGCAUGCAGUUUGGCUGAGCUGAACCGAAGCCUCCCUAUAUAAGCGCACCGGCACCGCGCUGCAACCACAGAUCGCACGACGCACAGAGACGAACGCGCAAGCAUGGCCGCCACCAUGAAGCUGUCACUCACCUUCGUCCUCCUCCUCUCCGCGCUGGUGGUGUUCGGGGACGCGCAGGCGACCUGCGACAACAUCCGGUGCAUCCAGGGAGGGUACAUCACCUGCAAGAACUACCCCGGCCAGAAGCUCGACGGGUGCGCCUGCGUGUGCGCGCCCGAGGACGGCAAGGGCUGCGUGCUCCACCUCGACAGCGGCUCCACCAACAAAUGCACCAAGUACUGAACCGGAUUACACGCGUUCGUCAUUUUCAUCUCUGCUCUCGUGUUUGAGUUCGAGCUAAAUAAAGCUGCACGUGUGUCGUACGUACAUGGAGUAAAUAACGAAUGGAAUGUAAGUUUGUGUCGUGGAAUGAAAUGGAAUGCAAUCCGUUGAUCAA
Messenger RNA from Triticum dicoccoides, 502 nucleotides. RefSeq lists its product as uncharacterized. The transcript is spliced from 2 exons. Bases 109 to 348 code for a protein of 79 amino acids. The record is from RefSeq and is a predicted model, not a curated record. Lineage: Eukaryota; Viridiplantae; Streptophyta; Magnoliopsida; Poales; Poaceae.